ACCCACAGAAGGCGCGUCUCAUCUCUUUACGCUAAUCAUGGCUGCCGACAGCCGGAAGAAGAUCUUUCGUUUGCUGUGCAGGUUUGGCGCAAUCAUUCUGACCCGUUUUGGCUUCUGGAAUUGUUUCUGCAUGUUGAUGCUGUUUGCUGAACGGACCGAAGUCAAAAGGAGGCCAGACAUUCAGGUGCCUUACUUGUAUGUGGACAUGGCAGUGGCGGUCCUGUGUGCCAGUUUCAUGUCAUUUGGAGUGAAACGCCGUUGGUUUGCUAUGGGUGCAGCUCUUCAAGUGGCGGUCAGUUCUUAUGCCUCUUACAUUGGAGGCCAAGUGCAUUAUGGGGACUGGCUAAAGGUCCGGAUGUAUUCUAGGGCUAUAGCAAUAAUUGGUGGCUUCCUGGUGCUGGCUAGUGGUGCAGGAGAGGUGUAUCGUCAAAAACCCAGGACCAGAUCUUUACAAUCAACGGGCCAAGUCUUCAUCGGCAUAUAUUUGAUCUGCUUGGCCUACUCUCUGCAGCACAGUCAGGAGGAUCGACUGGCCUACUUAAACCACAUCCCUGGUGGUGAAAUUACCCUGCAGCUUCUGUUUGUCCUCUAUGGUGUGGUGGCCUUAUCAUUCCUUUCAGGUUACUAUGUCCGCGUUGCUGCUCAGAUCCUCUCAACUCUGCUUCCGCUCAUCAUACUCUUUAUAGACGGAAAUAUUGGCUACUGGCACAACACUCGACGUGUGGAAUUCUGGAACCAGUUAAAGUUAAUGGGACAAAAUGUGGGCAUCUUUGGUGCUGUACUCAUCCUUGCUACUGACGGAUGACCUAAUCUGCACGUAGCUCUGACCACUUCAACAGACUUGUCCAGUUUUUUUUGGGGAUUCAGUCAGUUGUUUACAGUAGCACUGCACAGUUCUCAUAGGAGUCAAACACUCUCCUUCAGGGAAAUGUACUUUUCAUAUUCAAUAGCUUUGAGCAUGUAUGGCAAAAGAGCAAGAUGAAGAUGUUGAAAUAGCUGACAAGCGCCUAUUAGACACGGGCUGUUCUUUGCUUUAAUUGAUGAUUGCAUGGUGGUCUUUUUUUUAUCAGAUUGUAUUUGUCAUUUCCACUCUCUGUAUGAUUUUAAAUUUAUAGCUGAUUUGAUUAAUUCCUACAGCAUCCAUAGAAAUGUUUGUCAGCAAUAUCUUGAAUUUAGAUGAAUUGGGCAGCUUUUUAAGGCUUUCUUAAAUAUCCGAUAAAGUGACCUUUCACAACA
Molecule: messenger RNA, 1236 nt
Organism: Erpetoichthys calabaricus (reedfish)
Lineage: Eukaryota; Metazoa; Chordata; Cladistia; Polypteriformes; Polypteridae
Gene: tmem101
Product: transmembrane protein 101
Exons: 4
Coding region: 38-805 (255 amino acids)
Biological process (GO): positive regulation of canonical NF-kappaB signal transduction
Source: RefSeq, a predicted model, not a curated record